AUGCUUAUUUUUGUGAAUUUUCGGACAUCUUGUUGCCUAUUGUUUUCAUCCACGGAGAAGAGCUGUUUACAGAAAGCAAUCAUGGAAUGUGAAGACGAAUAUGCUGACAACAAAAAGCUUAUCGAAAUUAAGGACCUGCGACGACAGAUCCCGAAGAAUUUCAGUUAUUUUGCAGUCGAUUUUGGUCUCAGUAACGGCUACGCGCAUGUUAUUGAGCAUACUGAGAGUUUCCCGUCCACAUUUGCCCAUGUAAGUUUC
This is a messenger RNA of Ostertagia ostertagi, 258 nucleotides long. NCBI's taxonomy places the organism in Eukaryota, Metazoa, Nematoda, Chromadorea, Rhabditida, Trichostrongylidae. The record is from the annotation of a GenBank genome assembly.